AUGUUUGUCUUAAGAAUAUGAAAUUUAAUUUUUCUUUUGUUUUUCUCUUUUUCUUUCAUUUUGUUCUUUUCUAGAAUGUUGUUUUUAAAUCUAUCUUACAGUCUAUAUUUAAGAUGGAACAUUUUUUCCUGAGGAUCCACUGAUAUUAAUAUAAUUUUUUUAUUGGACUGAGUAUGUCUAAUAUUUUUAUCUUUUGUCCUCUUUAUUUCUGGUAGAGUUUUUUAUUACUCGGGGGAGUACAUAGAAGGAGAGAUUAAUUUAUCCCGUUUUAUUUUUUUACUAGCCGGCUUUGUAGGCUCUAUAGGUCUAUUAAUUUUUAGCCCAAACUUGAUUAGAAUCUUAUUAGGUUGAGAUGGCCUUGGGUUAGUAUCAUAUUGUUUGGUAAUUUAUUACCAAAAUUAUAAGUCUUUAAAUGCUGGAACUUUAACGGUUUUAUCUAAUCGAGUAGGAGAUGUGUUAAUUUUGUUGGGAAUUGUUUGAAUAAUUAACUUUGGGGAUUGAAGAUUUGUUGCAUGGUUGGGUUCAUCUAACAGACUAAUUUUGGUUAGAGCUUUAAUUGUCUUAGCUUCUUUAACUAAAAGUGCUCAAAUUCCUUUUUCUGCCUGGUUGCCAGCAGCUAUAGCUGCUCCUACUCCAGUUUCUUCUUUAGUUCAUUCUUCUACCUUAGUAACAGCAGGAAUUUACUUGGUAAUUCGGCUCGGAUGAGUUUAUGAUUUUUGAAUAAAUGAACUUUUAAUAAUUCUUUCUGUUUUAACCAUGUUUAUGGCUGGACUUGGAGCUUGCUUUGAAUUUGACCUAAAGAAAAUUAUUGCUUUAUCUACUCUUAGACAAUUAGGCUUAAUAAUAUACAGCUUAUCUUUAGGAUUGGUAAAGGUAGCUCUAUUUCAUUUGUUAAUGCAUACUCUAUUUAAAGCAUUAUUAUUUAUAAGUGCUGGUUGUAUUAUCCACGGUUUUAAAGGUUGACAAGAUAUCCGAAUAAUAGGAAAUAUAAUAAUUUCUUUACCUUUUAUUAGAUCAUGCUUUGUAGUUUCAAAUUUAGCUUUAAGAGGAAUGCCGUUUUUAGCAGGAUUUUACUCAAAAGACAUAAUCUUAGAAUUAUCCCUAAUAGAGGAAUUAAACUUAUUAAGUUUAUUUAUACUAUUCUUGUCUACUGGUUUAACUGUAGCUUAUACUUUUCGCUUAAUUUAUUAUAUAGUACGCCGUGACUAUGUAAUAAGUGGGUCGGGAAAUUUAAGUGAUGGCUGAGGGGUUAUAGUAAAGUCUUGUAUUGGGCUGGUAACUUUUUCUGUGUUUUUUGGAGCUUUAAUCUCUUGAUUAAGAAUAGAUGUAAACUCAAUUAUUCUACCAAAAAGUCUAAAAAAUCUUACUUUAACAGUUUGUAUUUUAGGUUUAAUUUUAGGGUUUUUUAUAUCUCAAUCUUCUUAUACUUUUUCUAAAAUAAAAUUUUCUUUAAUGAUUUGAUUUAGAGGAUCUAUAUGAUUUUUACCUUAUCUAUCUUCUCAACCUAUAACUUAUAUUCCUCUGAAAUUGGGGUCAGAAAUUAUGAAAUUUGGAGACAUAGGCUGACUUGAAUAUCUAGGGGGUCAAGGAAUUAGAAGUUAUAUUAGAAAUAUAUCUUUAAAAAUUCAGAUUAUAAGUAUAAAUUCUUUAAAAGUUUUUAUUUUAAUUUUAUGAAUUCUAGUUAGAGUAUUUAUAUUUUUUUAA
Amphibalanus amphitrite is the source of this 1704-nucleotide messenger RNA. Lineage: Eukaryota; Metazoa; Arthropoda; Thecostraca; Balanomorpha; Balanidae. The record is from the annotation of a RefSeq genome assembly.